Molecule: messenger RNA, 603 nt
Organism: Tilletiopsis washingtonensis
Lineage: Eukaryota; Fungi; Basidiomycota; Exobasidiomycetes; Entylomatales
Exons: 2
Coding region: 1-603 (200 amino acids)
Source: RefSeq, a predicted model, not a curated record
AUGGCCUACCGCGCACCCGUCUCCUCUCUCUUCUCCUCGCUCAGCGCGCAGGCAGGCGCAUCGCUGCAGCCUUCUGCGCCGCCGCCGCCCGGGCUGGCAGCCGCCGAGGCACGCACGCUCUCGCUGCUCGCUACGCUGCAUGCUGCGUCGGCUGCGAGGAGCGCACUCGCAGCUGCGGGACCGGGCACCGUCGCGAUUGCCGCAUGCAUCGCUUGUGAGAGCGCCGCCAGCACGCCUCGCAGUGUGCGCUUCGGUCCGAGCGACGCCGACGAGGAGCCGCAGACGCCCUCGCGCGGCGCCGCGGCAAAGACGCUCUUCGCACCGCUGCCGCACACGCCGUCACGCGGCUCGCGUCUGCGUCCGACCGAGGAGCUCGACGAUGACGAGUCGCGCGACAUCGACGAGCCGCAAUUGGCUCCUCCAGCCGACGACGGCGAGCGCGAGUAUGCAUUUGCACUGUAUCCGCGCCUGCGCGAGGCCUGGAUCGAUGAUGGGCUGGACGCUCGCAUCGAGCACUGGAAGGCGCGCCUGGCGAGCUCACGUACGCUCGAGGAGGGAGAAUGGGGCGCUGAUGGGUGGGGAACCCUGCCGCUGGCGAGUUAA